CCCCCCCCUCCCCCCUACCCCCUCCGCUCUCCCCUCUUCCCCAGUCCUGCUGAGUUGCCCGUGCGGUCUCGCGCUUGACUUGCUUUUUCGAGGGGCAAUGCUGUUCUCUAGAUUCAUUCUAGUAACCCUCAAUUGAGUCAAUUCGUUUCCGUUUGCUGUCAGUCACAGUCACUGCCACUGCAGCCCUGCCCACUCACUGCUUGAGAACCGGCCAAUUGCAUAAUACAGCACCCGACAAUGCCGCCUCAUCUACAUCCUCGCUCGCGGUCGACGAGCUCUCUCUUCGCGGCCACCCUCCUCGCAUCCCUCUUCGUCGUCGGCCUUCCGCAUGUCUUCCCCUGUCCUGCUCCCCGCCGCACCCUCGCCGACUCCGAGAUGACCGUCAAUGCCGAAGGACAACAGGUUCCGCGUGUCCGACGAAGGAAGCGCAAGGAUGCGGACCCCUUUGGCCCCGAGGACAGAGUCCUUUCUCAAUCACCCAUGGCUAGCGACGAAGACGUUUCCACGUUCCUCCAAUUAGAAGCAGAGGCUGCUGAGCUGUCGCAAGCGGGCCAUCAAUGCCCCGUGCCGAAACCGAAGGGCAUUUUGGGUGAUUUAUUGGGAUUUACGAAUCGCGGGGAGACACCAUCACAACCUCCACCGACGAGAGAAGCUCGGUGACUGCAACGUUUAUUACAGGGAAAUCUUUGAAGCGUCUUGAGAGGGAGGAAACGUGGCUUGUACUGUGAAAUUGGCCAAGUGAAGCAAUAUUGUUGGCGUCGCCGGGGGGAAGGCUUCGGACUGGGGGCUUGAUGCCUCUCCAAAGCAGCCGCAUCAACGGCAGUUAUAUACCCAUCUUUGUAUCGAUAGUGUACUUACAGGCAUGAUUUGUGUAACUACAUAGGAUCAUUUUUGACAUUCAAUAUGAAUAUGAACAAUUG
This is a messenger RNA of Aspergillus japonicus CBS 114.51, 920 nucleotides long. RefSeq lists its product as uncharacterized. NCBI's taxonomy places the organism in Eukaryota, Fungi, Ascomycota, Eurotiomycetes, Eurotiales, Aspergillaceae. The coding region runs from base 238 to 660 and encodes 140 amino acids. Gene Ontology annotation, biological process: mitochondrial respiratory chain complex IV assembly. The transcript has 2 exons. Gene Ontology annotation, cellular component: mitochondrial matrix. The record is from RefSeq and is a predicted model, not a curated record.